AUGGAUUACAAUUUAAAUGACGAGAAUGCAUUCAAUCAUGAAACACUUUCCAUACCUAAUGAAUUUAUUUCGUUCAAAUUAUUGGAAACAAACGACGUCUAUCAUGAAGAACAAGAUGUACCUUACAAAGAAGAAUAUAAACCAGAAAAUCAUAAUGAUGCUCAUGAAGAAAUUAUGACCAGUCGAAAUAUGUUAUUUGGCACGGACAAUAUUGAACUUCCACCUUCAAUUAUAAAUCUUCUUGACGAUUUUCCAAAUUUACCAACACCAGAAUCAUUUUCAAAUUUAUUUCAAGAAGUUUUUCCUACCAUUGAUAUGACUGAAACGACAACAGAUACAACGGCUGUCGAUGAAAGUACAACACCGAACGAUGUCGAUCAGUCAGACCUAGAUUUGGCAAAUACAAAUGAAACAUCACGUCGAUCACAAGUCACCAUCGUCAUGUUGCCAUUUCAAAUUUCAACAUUAAUCAAUACUCAUUCGUAUCCACCUACAAAUAUGGUCGGCUCAAUUAGUGAACAUGACCGACCUUACUCGAAAUAUGGACACUUAGAUGCAAAUAUUUUGCAUUACCGAUUUUGUUUCGAUAUUUGUGGUGAACGAACAUUAAGCAAGCGGCUAGCAGACAAAUGUCGUAUUGCAAGAAAAAUGUUUGCAAUUAUUUGUCAUACAAAUAUCAGUAAAGAAGAGAUUAUUAUGGAACUAUUUCGGCAAUAUCCGUUGGCAUUAAUACAAUAUAUUUGUAUAUCGUCUAAUGAUCGUCAACAUAGACCAAGAAAAACAGCAAACAUGCGGUCCACUUAUUAUAUACAAAUUAUUUUCAAAAGAACUUUAAACAAGAAGAUAUGGUUUUUAGAUGCCGUAACUGGUGACGAAUGCAAUUAUGAUGUAACAAGUAAUGAUAUGGCGUGGAACGAGUUUAUUAAAAAAAAUCGUAAUUUCAUAGAAAUUGGCGAAUUUCUAUCAAGUAAAAUUCGUUCACGACCUGAAAUGUGGUCUUCAUGUGAAUUUAUUCGUAGCCAAAAAAACAAAAGAAGAAAUUAG
This is a messenger RNA of Rotaria sp. Silwood2, 1044 nucleotides long. The record is from the annotation of a GenBank genome assembly. NCBI's taxonomy places the organism in Eukaryota, Metazoa, Rotifera, Eurotatoria, Philodinida, Philodinidae.